AUGCUUCAGCUGCCCACGAUACAAACACCUCCACUUUUUGGAGACGACACGCUAUUGCGUUCAAUUGACUGGUUAGAAGGAUUUCCUUGGAAGCAAGAAAAUGUUGUGAAACGUGGAGUUGAUAAGUAUGAAAUAUGUAUAAAGGUGCACGAUUAUGCCCCCGAGGAAAUAUCGGUGAAAACAGCUGAUGGGUUUAUUGUUGUGGAAGGGAAACACGAGGAGAAACAAGAUGACUAUGGGUACAUUGCCCGGCAAUUCAUAAGGCGAUUCCAAGUUCCAGAAGGCUGUCGAAUUGAGGAAAUAAAGUCCAGAUUGACCGCUGAUGGGCUGUUAAUCAUCUCUGUUCCACGCGUCCCCAUCGUCAAAAAGGAUACUGUGAUACCUGUAAAACAUGAGGGCUCAAAGAGUAAGCUGUGA
Spodoptera exigua (beet armyworm) is the source of this 417-nucleotide messenger RNA. NCBI's taxonomy places the organism in Eukaryota, Metazoa, Arthropoda, Insecta, Lepidoptera, Noctuidae. The record is from the annotation of a GenBank genome assembly.